GCUAGGUGAACAGAGGAGGAACUUAACGGCAGGUUCAGGUUGGAGUGAGCAAGUGCGAGUAUAACCUGUCAUCACACUGCUGCUACUGCCGCUAAAGAAAUAUCACUUUAAUCCAACUUUGACAUAGACUGACUCUAUUACUCUACAAGCUUGUCUGGAGGUGUUUUGUUGUGAGGAGUAUUUUUCUAAAGCAGCAGCAGAAAUUGGGCUCUGAUCUGCUUCACUGACCUUCCCUGCGUUUUUUUUUUCUUCGACUCUGUACAAAGAAGGAUCUGUUGCUGCUGCUGCUGCUGCAGGUGGAUAAAUGCGCUCAGGUUGCCAGGUUCGUUGGACUAAACCAUGACAAGGUGAGGCGGAAGCAGUGAAGAAGAGUCGACCUGCUCCAUGUUUCCCGGUCUGCUGUGACCACCUGUGAACAGCUGGAACAAGGCAGUUCAAGGAGGAGGACGACGCUACAUUGUAUCAGAUGACAAUGGGGGCAAGCUGAUGCCCUGAAGCUCAUGCUGUCUGCCCUCACUUGUCCCCGCUGGCCACGGGUAAAGAUGGCAGCAGAAGCGGCAGUGGCAGCAGCUGCCUGUCCCGAUGUGCUGGCCAUUCUAAGAGUUGUGGUCGGGAGUGUUUUCCUGCUCCUGCUGAGCACUGAUUCGGUGUGGGGGAAUUCCACCACCCAAGCACCUAUCACCAGCUCCAAUGACAAUGGUACAAAUAUUGCGGCCAUCGUGGCCCCCACUGUCACGCUGGGUGUCCUGGCCAUAAUCCUGGCCGUCCUCGGCUGGCUUUUCUGCAUGGUGAAAAAGAAGAGGCAGACGGAAGGGACGUACAUGCCCAGUGCGGAGGAACAGUCCGGCGCACACAGCGCGGCGGCACCGGACGCACUGAAGCUACCAAAGGAGGAGAGACUCAUCUGAGAUGCGCUGUGUUGCUAAAUGUUCAAACAAAAAUGUGCACAGCAGUCUCUCGUCUUUGAACUGAUCAGAGAGAGGACAGAGUGCCAAGUCUGAGGCGCCUUAAAACGACACAUUUGCUCCCUGAGAAGCACCUGGAUGCAACUUCCUGUGGAUUUUAAUACAGUCGAACAUUUCAAAUAAUGUCUUGAACAUUUCUUCUGCACAAACUGUCAAACUGAAAUGACAGUAUUUUAUCACCAAUAAUAAUUGUAGUUUUCGCACACUUUUACUCUUUUAGCUUUACCUUGAUCAAUUGAAUCUACACUGUUCCUUUUUUUUUUUUUUUUUUUUUUGCCACAGAGAGUCCUGAGAAGUUCACACGAGGAAAAUAUAGCCAGCAGACACAAACAGUUGUUUACACUUUCUGACGGAAACGUGCAAAUGUUAAGCUUCAAGUCAUUUCAUCAGCGAUCACCCAUGCAGCGAUCAAGCAGAGAUGUUUUACACUGUCACAGCAUAUUUAUUAAUGUCUAUGUUAUAUUUGAGUAAUUAAACUUCACAGCAUUUA
Solea solea (common sole) is the source of this 1455-nucleotide messenger RNA. It is a transcript of the gene crb3a, whose product is annotated as crumbs homolog 3a. The transcript has 5 exons. Bases 501 to 908 code for a protein of 135 amino acids. Lineage: Eukaryota; Metazoa; Chordata; Actinopteri; Pleuronectiformes; Soleidae. The record is from RefSeq and is a predicted model, not a curated record.